GCGGUAGCAGCAGCAGCAGCGGGUCGCGCAAUGGCAGUUCUUGACGGUAGUGGAUCUCUCUGAGGUUUUGUUGAUAAGAAAUAGUUGAAAAGGUGGUGAAAAAAUGUGCGAACACCGAGAGUCAGAGGCGUUUGGGGACCGCCGAAAAUUGAUCUCGAGGUUAAAUAGUGUACGAAGAGAAAAUAAAGUUGAAAAAUUAAGUGAAAACGUCUAGCUGUCGCAUAUCUUUACGGAGAUGUCUGAGCCCCGAAGGACGGACGGACAGACGAACGUCUCUGUCAAGUGUUUGUGAUUUUUCCGACAACGUGUUUUAACCGCGAACUAGAGAGAAUCGAUCCGUUUCUCAAUUAAAAAUUAUAUUCAAUCGGAAUUUUUUUUUUCACCCUAUUAAACUUAUCAGUUUACUACGUGUGAAAUGUUUUCAACGCCGGCGUCUGUGGUGGGCGAGUCGUCGGGCUACGACUUUGAGAAAGAAGAGAACGCCGCCAAGUGGAAGGGGGUGUUUGUCAGCUCCCUACGCAAGGUAUUAGAACAAGUUCAUCCAAGUUUACAGGCAAGACAAGAUGCCCUUGACUAUGUGGAAAGCUUGAUUCUUCGAAUGCUAGGGAUGCUUUGCGGACGUCCUCCUCCACACACACCACAAGAUGUCGAGGAACGCGUUAGACGAACUUUUCCUACACCAAUAGAUAGGUGGGCCCUAAAUGACGCGAACCAAGCUUUAGAGAAAGGGAAGAAGAAAUCACCUCUUGUGUUACCUGUUGAUAAAAUACAUCAGCUGUUACAAAAAGAAGUACUGCAGCACAAAAUCGAUUCACAAGUUAGCCUGUUUGUUGUAGCAGUCCUUGAAUACAUCUCUGCUGAUAUUCUCAAGUUGGCUGGGAAUUACGUUAAAAAUAUUCGCCAUGUCGAGAUUUCCUGUCAAGACAUCAGAGUGGCAAUGUACGCAGACAAGGUCCUCUUGGAUAUGUUUUACCAAGACGAUUGUACGGAAGGUCCCCAAAGUGGCUUGGGACCUGUUGUAUCGGUCGAUGACCCAGGGCCAACUCCCCGAACUUCGUACGAAGAUUUUGUUCGAGAUCUCAUACACGACGAACGACACUAUUUACGUGAUCUUCACAUGAUAAUUAAAGUAUUCCGUGAAGAGAUAGAAAAAAUGGCUCAAGGUCCCCACGAACUUGAUGCACUUUUUAGUAAUAUUAUGGAUAUUUAUGAAGUAACGGUAACGUUAUUAGGGAGUUUGGAAGACAUAAUGGAAAUCACUGAAGAAAAACAGACUCCUACAGUUGGAUCAUGUUUUGAAGAGUUAGCCGAAGCUGCUGAGUUUGAUGUGUAUAAAGAAUAUGCGAGGGACAUGAACAGUCCAAAUAGUAGGGAAGUGCUGAUGAGGUUAUUAGCUAGACCGGAGUCGAAUGAAGCAUUACGAACAGCAGGUCACGGGUUCAAAGAAGCUGUAAAAUACUACUUGCCAAAACUUUUACUUCAACCUGUGUGGCACUGCUUUCUGUAUUUCGACUACAUUAAGGUGUUACAUAAGUUGACUCCAAAUUCAAGUGACCGUGAAACAUUGGAACAAGUUCAAGGUCUCUUACAACCGCUGCAAAUGGAGCUCUUAAAAUCAGUAGCCAAUCUUCCAAAAAAAGAUAACGGCCUACGUAUGCAAAGUCGUGCUCGAAGGCAAGCUGCACUUGAAAAGACAAGCGAAUUACAAAAGACUGUAGAUGGAUGGGACCAAAGGGAUAUUGGACAAUGUUGCAAUGAGUUUAUUAGAGAGGACUUAUUAGGAAAAGUUGGAAGUGGUGGAAGAAGAUUAACAGAAAGGAGAGCGUUGUUAUUUGACGGUCUAUUGGUGUUGUGCAAACCCACCGGAGGGAAGAGGGUUAGCGUUAGUGUCGGACCAGUUGCAGUAGGAGGAGGGGUUUCGGUGCACCAAGUUGAACUACGUCUCAAAGAACGAUUCUUCAUCAGGAAAGUGGAAAUCAUUGACAGAGAGGACACCGAUGAAUUGAAAAAUGCGUUUGAGAUCGCCCCAAGGGACCACCCGAAUGUUACACUCGUUGCAAAAUCUCACGAGGACAAAAAUAGCUGGAUGGCCGAUCUUGUAAUGCUGAAUACUAAAAGCAUGUUGGAGCGAACAUUGGAUAGUAUACUCUUAGACGAAGAAACGAAACAUCCCUUGAGGCUACCUCCGCCUCAUCUGUACAAAUUUUCUGAGCAAGAUUGCUCCGAAAACAUAGUUCUUGAGGCUAGAGAAAAUGGAGGUGUGCCGCUAAUCAAAGGUGCUACAUUAAUCAAGUUGGUCGAAAGAUUAACCUACCACAUCUAUGCGGAUCCAGCCUUCGUACGGACAUUCCUUACCACGUAUAGGAGUUUUUGCUCUCCUCAAAAACUCUUGUCGCUCCUCAUAAAGAGGUUCGACAUACCAGAGCCUUCGUUAGUAUAUGGAGACGAAGAAAAAUUACCAGGAUGCAAAGCCUGGGCAAGAGAAGACUGGAAAAGGUACAGAAAAGAGUACUGCCAGCCUGUCCAGUUCAGGGUUCUCAACGUGUUGAGGCAUUGGGUAGACCAUCAUUUCUAUGACUUUGAACGAGACAGAGAACUUUUGGAAAAAUUACAGUCUUUCCUAGACACAGUUGGUGGAAAAUCGAUGAGGAAAUGGGUGGAUUCGGUGAUGAAGAUUGUUCAAAGAAAGUGCGAACCAUCUGAACAGAGGCCGAUUACUUUCAGUUUCGAACGUUCUCCACCUCCGAUCGAAUGGCAUCUUAAAGUUCCUGAGGAAUCGUGGGGAAUACUCACAUUACAUCCAAUCGAAUUGGCGAGACAAUUGACAUUGUUAGAAUUUGAACUGUACAGAACAGUAAAACCUUCAGAAUUAGUGGGCUCGGUUUGGACCAAAAAAGACAAAGAACAAACCUCGCCAAAUCUACUUAAAAUGAUUAAGCACACAACAAAUUUCACGAGAUGGCUCGAAAAAACAAUCGUAGAAGCUGAGAAUUUAGAGGAGCGAGUAGCUAUUGUGUCUCGAGCAAUUGAGAUUAUGAUGGUGCUACAGGAUCUCAAUAAUUUCAAUGGUGUCUUGGCAAUUGUCAGUGCUAUGGGUUCAGCGUCAGUCUUUCGGUUGAAGUUCACUUUUCAGCAAAUAGCAGCACGUCUGGAAAAGGCAUUGGAAGAAGCUCGAGAGCUAAACAAUGAUCACUUUCGAAAGUAUCAGGAAAAACUGCGAUCCAUCAAUCCACCCUGCGUACCUUUUUUUGGCAUGUACCUGACAAAUAUUUUACAUAUUGAAGAGGGUAAUUCGGAUUAUCUUCCGGGUAGUCCUGAACUCAUAAACUUCAGUAAGCGGCGAAAAGUGGCGGAGAUCACUGGUGAAAUACAGCAGUACCAAAAUCAACCCUAUUGCCUCAUCGUUGAACCUAGGAUAAGGCAUUUCAUUGAAAACCUUUGCCCCUUUGAACCCAACAUGAAAGAUGCUGACAUCGGCAACUAUUUGUACAAAAAAAGUAUGGAGGUAGAGCCCAGAGGUUGCAGGCAACCACCCAGAGUUCCUCGCAAGUGGCCGGACUUGAACCUAAAAUCACCGGGCAUAAAAGCGAGGAGUUUGAGCGGCAGGUUACCGGCUCCACUACAAGCAGUCGCAUCUACCGUCAGAUUACACGAUCCACCAACGGAACCUCCACCACCUCCGGAGCUGCCCGAAACUCCACCCCACACUUCGCAAAUGGCGCCUCCGCAUACCGGAGAUCAUAGCGUGUUCGCACCAGUGCUACUCGGUGGCACAGGGCCACCGCCAGGAUCCCCUGGGCCCCUCAGCAUGUCGGGCCUAUCGCUUGGCUCACCGGGUAGCAGUCCUCAGCUCGGAUCGCCCGGUCACCUCCCCCCUUCGUACCAUCAAACGCAGGCGACUCACUUUGGUUUUAAUUCAGGAACAAUUGGUGUCGUGGGUGCGUUAACGGGUCUUCCAUCUGGUGGUAGUCCCGGGGCACCUAUGCCUCCGCCACCAUCUCCUAGCCACUUACCCCCCAGCCAACCUCCCCCACCCUUGCCGCCCAGAUCUCACCGGAGACGGGACAGCUCCGUUAGUGAAUCCCCGCAACAGGCUCGACAAGCUCCUAAUGCCCCGAUACUUCCACCUCGAGAGGGUACAUCUCCGCCUCCGUUACCUCCACGAAGAGAUUUGCCACCCAUGAUGCUGCCACCUCGGAUUUCAGCAACUUUGAACCCCAUUAGUUCAGGACUUCUGGCGAGGCGAAAUUCCACUCUGGACGCAACCGGCCCAGUUCCCACCCAUCCCCGAAGGCAUAUGUCUUUCAACGGACCUAGUCCCACCCAAAUCCCUCCUACUCAGCCCAAUGGAUCACUUACACCCAGGCUACCGCCAAGGCCACUGCCUGGAAGACCACCGACGACCAUGUUUAAUUUCACCGCUCCUCCAGGGCCUAGCUAAACUCCUCUUUCUGUUUACUCCCAACGAAAUUCCUGAGGCUUAUUUUUACUCCAUUCAGUAAAAUAAAGAAGGAAUGUGACGUAUCGAUCGGGUAGCUAUCGAGUAAAUUACUAAGUCCUUCAUACGCAUCUAAUUUCACGAUAUUGACAUUGAGAACAUACAAUUUUAAAACUUUCGUCAGUAUCCGAAUCUGCCAACAUUAUCAGAUCAGACGAUACAUAAAAAAAGAAUAGUAUAAACCUUCGAGAAACAAUAUUUUUUUAGAAUUUACUAACUGGGCUAUAAACAAGUCUCCACCUCUCCCUUCUUUCUAAUCCCCCCCCCCCCCCCCCCCCCAACACAACUGUGAUACACUGUAAACGUGGGUAUGUAUGUUAUGUAACUAUACGUUUAGACUUUAAAGAUAAAACAGACGCAAGAAAUAAGUACAGAAUUGAACGAUAGGCCGAUAUACCUAACUAAUUAUACAUAUAAAUGGAAUCAAUUGAAAAAAAAAUGAAUGAAUAUGUACAUGUAUAUUAUUAUAAAUAUAUUCUAUUGAUAGUUAUUGUAAUAAUGUCAGACGCACGCAAGACAAAAAACUGAAUUAUUGAAAUCGUGUAAAAUAAAGAGUAUAUUGUGUAGUA
Molecule: messenger RNA, 5067 nt
Organism: Athalia rosae (coleseed sawfly)
Lineage: Eukaryota; Metazoa; Arthropoda; Insecta; Hymenoptera; Athaliidae
Gene: Sos
Product: protein son of sevenless
Exons: 20
Coding region: 416-4441 (1341 amino acids)
Biological process (GO): Ras protein signal transduction; positive regulation of GTPase activity
Cellular component (GO): nucleosome; plasma membrane
Molecular function (GO): structural constituent of chromatin; DNA binding; guanyl-nucleotide exchange factor activity
Source: RefSeq, a predicted model, not a curated record